This is a messenger RNA of Armigeres subalbatus, 1798 nucleotides long. RefSeq names its product caspase Dronc (gene Dronc). NCBI's taxonomy places the organism in Eukaryota, Metazoa, Arthropoda, Insecta, Diptera, Culicidae. Gene Ontology annotation, biological process: regulation of apoptotic process; proteolysis. The coding region runs from base 257 to 1609 and encodes 450 amino acids. Gene Ontology annotation, molecular function: cysteine-type endopeptidase activity. The record is from RefSeq and is a predicted model, not a curated record. The transcript has 4 exons.
CGCCAUUUUUAUUAUUUCACAACAAUGACUCACGGAGAACACUUUGAAGAAAUUUUUAAACAGUUUAUAGUUAAAUGAAAUUGUUAAAACUACUGCGUUACUUGGCUCAACUAGCAGACAAUAGUGUUGAUAAUAAAAGACAAAUUAAAAAUAAUCUACAUAAAUAUCGAUAGUGACCAUCGAAUGAACAUUCCUCCAAUUCGCUCAAAAAAAAAAUAUUUUGGGAAGACGACGGACGAAUAACAACUUGAUCAAAAUGGACCAACGAGAUCGGCAGCUGAUCCAUCGUCACAUGGAUCAAUUGAUACUGCACACCAACUAUAAGGUCCUAUUAAACGAAUGCAUUGGUCGCCGUAUGCUGUCCGAGGUGAUGAAAUCCAUAAUCGAGGAUCGCUAUCUAGAUGAGGCCACGCGACACAAGAAGCUUUUCGAAAAGAUCACCAAACGAGGUCCAAUGGCAUUUCAGACUUUACUGGACAUAUGCCAGCAUGAUUUUCCGAUUGCGUAUGGUUUGCUCAAGCAUGGCAACACACCGAAUAUAACAAUCGGUUCCAACAACAAUAGAAAUCCCGCUCAAGAAUACAACUCGACAUAUCAACCGAAUCGGGUGCGCUCAAUCAGCGCCAACUUGGGUGAUUCCACCAGUGCCAUUCGCCAAAAGAUGCGCAACAUGUCGCUCGGAUCACGAUCAGUUUCCGAAGAGGACGAUUCCAGGAAUAAUAACGAUAUGAGUGAAACCACUGACAAGGGUGGCCUGCGCAGGCUGGAGGAAUUUCGUGAAAAGGUGCAAAGCCCGUAUCAGGUGGAGUUAUCGGCAAGACCACAAAAACAUCGGCUGCUGGAUGCGUACGAAAUGAGACGACGCAAUCGUGGGGUCGCUUUUAUAGUCAACGUUAUUACCUACAAGAACGAGACGCAUCCGACAAGAAACGGUGCUGAAGCGGAUAGGGACAAUCUGGUGUCGCUGUUUCGGCAGCUUGGAUUCACCGUAUUCUACUAUGAGGAUCUUACCCGAGAGGAGCUCAUCAACCUAAUCACUGAACUAAAGCACUCCAGCCACCUAUCGACGGAGUGCUUCGCGUUUUACAUGUUAGCGCACGGAAAUCACACCAAGGGUAGGGACAAAAUCUAUCUUUACGACAAUUCUGUGCUUUUCGUCGAAGAUAUUCUUACACGUUUCAACAAUGCCAACUGCCCCAAACUGAUCCGCAGACCGAAGCUGUUCUUUUUCUCCAUCUGUCGCGGCGACCAGGCAGAUUACGGUACUUUGCGGCCUUCGGAGCACACCGAGCGAGACGGAAUGAUCAAUAUGAAGAAGGAUCCCCCGACCAAUAUGGCAACCUACGGAGACAUGCUGAUAUGUUUCCCGACGGUGCCCGGCUAUGCGGCCCACCGAGAUCGCGAGAAUGGAUCUUGGUUUGUGGAAAGUAUGUGCAAGAUCUGGUCCAAGCACGCCCACGACACGGAUGUAGAGCAGCUGAUGAAGCUGGUCGGCAAGGAUGCCAGCACCUAUCGGACUGAGCAAAACAAUGCCCUUCAGACGCUGGGCAGCGAGCAGAGAGGAUUCUUCAAUGUGCUGUACCUCAACCCGGGGUACCAUGAGGAUUAGGGUCGAAAGGGGCAAUUAAAAGUACCAGAUGAAAGUGAUAAGUUUAUUGUUGAUAUAAGAAAAGGGCUAAUGUUUAGCUACUUCCUGAUAUGUUAAUUGUAUUAUUUCAGGAAGAGUUUAUGAUCUGUAGCAUUUAACACAAGUUUAUAAGUUUUGAUCAAUAAAACGCAACGAAUUUACAGAAAAAAA